AAUGAAUUCUAUCUUAAAUACUUAUAGUCCAUUAUCUAAAGAAUUAUAUAAUGAAUAUCGUGGAGAAGUGAUGAGAGAUGCUCUCUCUACAUAAAAAGUGUUAGUGAUAGGAGCAGGAGGAUUGGGUUGUGAGAUUCUAAAGUGUUUGGCAUUGAGUGGAAUAAAAGAGAUUCAUGUAAUAGAUUUGGACACAAUAGAUUUGACAAAUUUAAAUAGAUAAUUCUUAUUUAGAAUGAAAGAUGUAGGAAAAUAUAAGGCAGAAGUGGCAGCUGAAUUUAUAAUGAAAAGGAUACCCUCCUGUAAAGUUAUACCUUACACAAAAAAAGUAGAUUUUUAAAUGUCAUUUUUAGAUUUAAGAAUUCGGUAUAGGUUUUUAUUAAGAGUUUUCAGUGAUAAUAGCUGGUUUAGAUAAUAUUGAAGCUAGGAGAUGGAUAAAUAGAGUGGUUAUUUAAAUGGUUGAGAGAGAUGAGAAUGAGAAAGUGAUAGAUGGCAGUCGUCAUUAUUUAAUAGAUGGAGGAACAGAAGGUUUAAAUGGAUAAGCAAGAGUAAUAUCUCCAUUUGAAUCAGCUUGUUAUGAAUGCACACUUAGUUAAUUACCAAAACAAUUAUAAUAUUAAAUGUGUACAAUAGCAUCCACUCCUAGACUUCCUGAACAUUGCAUUGCUUAUGUUUAUGAAGUAUUAUGGUAGAAAGAGUAACCUGAUGUUAAAUUAGACAAAGACAAUUUCGAUCAUAUGAAUUGGAUAUAUUAGAAAGCACUUGAAAGAGCUAAGUAAUUUAAUAUAGAAGGAGUCACCUAUAAAUUAACAUUAGGAGUUGUUAAGAAUAUUAUUCCUGCUGUUGCUUCCACAAAUGCACUUAUAGCUUCUAUAUGUACUGUUGAAUGUAUUAAAAUAUUGACCGGAAAUGGCAGUCAAUUAAAUAAUUAUAUUUAAUGGUAUGGUCAAAACCAUCAAACAGGAGUUGGCAUUAAUGUAAUAUAAUAAGAAAGAUUGGAUGAAUGCACUGAAUGUUCUAUUUAAUAAUUGUAAAUCAAAGUCAAACGAACAGAUCAGUUGUCUAUUCUAUUAACUCUACUACCUCCAGAGAUAGAACUUUAUUGUAAUGGACAAACAUUGAUAACAAACAAUAAUCUGAGGAAAUAAGGAUUUGCACAUCUCUUGGUUAAAACAUUUUAAGAAUUGAUAGAAUCAAAAAUCAUUUAUGAAAAUUCUGUUCUUAAAGCUAUUGAUAAAAAUAAAACCAUUAAUGUGAGAAUUCAAUAUGAAUGAAUGAUGUAUCAAUAUUAAAUAAAUA
Paramecium sonneborni is the source of this 1296-nucleotide messenger RNA. The record is from the annotation of a GenBank genome assembly. Lineage: Eukaryota; Ciliophora; Oligohymenophorea; Peniculida; Parameciidae.